ACUCUAGGGAACUUCACUGCUUUCAAACUGGGCAUCCGAUUUCAAGAAUCGUAUUUUUAUCAUUAGAAAACAAACAUGUAUAAUUCAUCAAGAAGAACUGCGGGGCACAUCACGGCAAAUUCUACUAAAAAUCCAGGGCUCUCGGGACCAUCUAAAAUAACAAAUCGCGGCAUGAGCACCGAGAGUGAAGAUCAGAGAGAACACUUCCAGACAACACCUAGGGAAAACAGCCGAAACAAGAGGAAGAGGAAGAGGAGUGGCAUCGCUGGGCCUGAGAGGGCAGACGCAGAUGGCAGGAGAGCAGGAGAUGGAUGGGCAGAGGAGAAGAAAGCCCAGGAUAAAAACGGGACCCCCAUUUCUCCUUCCCCCUCUGCUCUCCUGCAACGCAUCCCUUUAAGAACUCUGGAGGAGGCCGAGGCCAAGCUGGUGUUUGGUGGUGAACACGACAUUACCCACAAGUCCUCACAGGCCCCGGCCCGCACUGGCUCACAAUUAAUGUGUCAGCCAGCUGAAAUACUGGGCCCUCGAAGUGGACCUCAUCUCAGCUCUCUGCCUCAAAUUGACAAAUGGCUGGAUGUAGCCUUACAGGAUGCCGACUCAUGCUACCGACAGAAGAGAUAUGACACCGCAGCCAGCCGUUUUACCACAGCACUCGAGUUGUGUUCCAAAGGUGCAAUCUGGGAGAAACCCUUUAAUGCUGAUUAUGAAGACAUCUCCAUGCUUGUCAGCUUUAUUGAGUCCCGGCUCGUUGCAUGCUACCUGCAAAUGAAGAGGCCUGACAAAGCACUCAGACACUCCCACAGGAGCAUCCACCUGAACCCGGCGCAUUUCCACAACCACUUGCAGCAGGCCAUGGCGUAUCGCCUGCUGGGGAACCCCUGUGAGGCGGCAAGGAGUGCGAUGAUUGCUGACUACCUGCUCUGGCUGUCAGGGGACACGGAGGAGCACAUAAGCAAGCUCAUCAAACAGUAUUGGCAGGGACUGCUGGAGGAUGCUAUAACUGAGGAGGAAGAUUUCUCUGUCAUGUUCACACCGUACUCCGGAGUCCCCAGUGAAUGCUGCAUCCAGCAGGCUGAAGAGGUCUUCCGCAAGCUGCACCCUGGCUUCACAGCCUAUCUGUUCACAGGUCCGAGCGGGGGCCAUUUCUUGCCACAGACCACAGACUGGAAUGAGCCCACACCGCAGGCCUACUUCCUGACACUGGGCUUCAGGAGGAGCCAAGAUGGCGGAUUUCUGGAAAAGAUGCUUCGGAGGAGGAGCCCGGAGUUUACAGGACUGAGAGCACCAUUCUCUCCACCGCGAGCGGAAGACAUCAGGAGGACGUGUGAGAGCCUGGGCCGGAAGAUUCUGCCGGUUCUUGAUUUUAUUAAGUGCACCAAACUAUCAGUGGGCUUCUCCACAGGUUCUGGGCUAAUCGAGAGGCUGCAGUACGCUGGGCACCUGGGCCAGCUAAGGCGCGUGGGGGAGCAAACGCACGUCCUGCAGCAAACACUUGCCGAGCUCAGCGUCGCCCCCUAUCUGCAGGAAAUCAACGAUGCAGACUUCAGACUGCUGCAGACGCUAAUGGCAGACACGGUGGACACCCUUGAAGGAAGGCGGACGGACGGCGAACGUGUGUGGAAUGAAAUGCUCAAGGUGGGCGCUCUGGAGAAUGAGGUGUACGAGCUGGAGGAGGCCUACCUGAGGGGCAAGGCCCUGAGAGCCAGCCGCAGGCAGAAGGCCCGCCAGAGACGCCAAGCCAGGAAGGAGCAGCAGGUCGCACUCAAAGCCUCCUCUUCCUCCUCCACACCUCCUCCACCUCCUCCAGACCAACCAGCCUCCCCUGGCCCUCAGGAUCCUCCCUCAGCGGAACCAGAAGCCAGAGACGCCGUCCCUAGCCCUGGUGGCCCUGACAGCACUAGUGCUAGCCAGCCCUCACAAGAAUAAGCCCCCCCACUCACACACACACACACAAACACACACAAGCAGCAGGCAGUGGCUCUGCUGGCCUCCUCUCCUCUCCUCUCCUCCCCUCACCCCCUCUGCAAACACUCAUCUCCAGCAGCCUCUUCUCCCCUCGUCCAUUACUCUCAGCGGACAGAAAUAAAUGGACUCGCCAGCCUUGCCUUCA
Molecule: messenger RNA, 2110 nt
Organism: Alosa alosa (allis shad)
Lineage: Eukaryota; Metazoa; Chordata; Actinopteri; Clupeiformes; Clupeidae
Product: spermatogenesis-associated protein 16-like
Exons: 11
Coding region: 76-1926 (616 amino acids)
Biological process (GO): spermatogenesis
Cellular component (GO): Golgi apparatus
Molecular function (GO): protein binding
Source: RefSeq, a predicted model, not a curated record